AUGGAAAAGGAGAUUGCAGACCUCCGCCGCCGCUUAGGACCUAAUUCGGACCAUGAGCAAACAGGAGAGCUCCAUGACCCCCAUGUAGGCGAUGAAAUGUCCCAUUGCUCAGAGGACGUCUUCUCUCGCCGGGAAUCUGCCGCGAUUGAUCAAUCGCGCCAUGUUUCAGUGCCAGUUGAGGCGCAUCCAUCUAUAGCAACUCCCUUAACUAUGAAAAGGGAUGGCUCCAUCAUCUCUCAGGACGAAGGCCAAUGGAGACUGGAGGAUAUCUCUCUCUCUAGAGGCCGUGUUGACUACCGGGUGGUCAAGGCACUUUGUGUUUUAUGUACUUGGCCCCUGCCGACAACGAGCCAGCGUACCGAUGCAACUUUCAUGCUAAGCGGAUUGAUGAUGCAAAUUGCCAUGCAACUGGGACUGCAUCGCCCAGUCCAAGCAGAAGAGUUCACAACAUUCCGCAUGGAAGUACAAGGUGAAGCGCUCAAGGAUCGACUCCAUACGUGGGUCAUCUGUAACAUCGUGGCCCAAAAUGUUGCGACUGGUUACGGCCAGCCAGCCACCACUAUAUACGAUUGGGUCCUUGAGCCUGCCUCUUUGAGAGAUGCCGAUUACCGACUCCCUGAUGAGUUGGCCAUCCGCUUGCGAAUUGAAAAGUUUUGCGAUAGGGUGACCAAGGCCUUGUACAGCAGUAAACCAGAGCCGGCGGAAUUUAUCAGCGCCGAUAAACUCAUGGUUGUGCAGAUCUUGGAGAGUGAAUUAAAUGAGAUGGAGGCCGACUUUGGCAGCGACUUAUCUCCUGUUAAUAUGAUCCAUAUCCGCGCUGCAGAAUUGCACUUCCGAUACUUCAUGUUCUUGGGUUCCAAGCCGCGAGACGACGACCUCACGAAACUCUACACGGCAACAACAUCCUUCCUUAGUCGAGUACUCGGUCUCGAAACAUUUCCGGGUGAAUUGAUUGGCCACUCUACCAACUACAUCCUCCAGAUGAUCGUUUCGGCUGCCUUUGCUCUUAUGAAGUUGUUGAAGAGCAGAAUCAGUCGGUUCAUCGACUUCAGCCACGGCAAGAUACUGUUCAAUGGUGCGAUCUCAGCCAUUCGCCGAAUCAGUGUGAUGGAUCAUGACCGCCCCAUCCGUCUCGCGGACAUUCUUGCCCAGAUGUGGAAUGCCACGAGUUUAGAGCCGGCAGAGGAAGAUGCCUUACAGCUCAAAGUGCGUUGUCGGAUGAGUAUGAGUCACGUCUACGACACAGUGUGGCGUUGGCGGCAGCGGUUCAGACCCGUGAAAAGCUUGGAGGAAAUGCAAGCUGCUGCCAUUGCGGCGAACCAAGAUAUACUUGGACCGGCAGGUCAUAUGACGCGGCCACAAGAUAACUCCAUGGAUGAUGCGUCUUUGAUGAUGCCGGCUCAGUUUGACGAAGGCGGUGCUUUCUUUAGUGAAGCUGGAUUCUCAGAGGUUUUCGAUUCUUUAAAUUGGGUGUUUGAUGGCAUUCCCGACUCAUUUGUCGCACCGCCAGUUCUAUAG
Messenger RNA from Penicillium soppii, 1518 nucleotides. Its product is annotated as transcription factor domain-containing protein. The transcript has 5 exons. Gene Ontology annotation, molecular function: transcription cis-regulatory region binding; DNA-binding transcription factor activity, RNA polymerase II-specific. Gene Ontology annotation, cellular component: nucleus. Gene Ontology annotation, biological process: regulation of DNA-templated transcription. NCBI's taxonomy places the organism in Eukaryota, Fungi, Ascomycota, Eurotiomycetes, Eurotiales, Aspergillaceae. The record is from RefSeq and is a predicted model, not a curated record. The coding region runs from base 1 to 1518 and encodes 505 amino acids.